Mesorhabditis belari is the source of this 891-nucleotide messenger RNA. The record is from the annotation of a GenBank genome assembly. Lineage: Eukaryota; Metazoa; Nematoda; Chromadorea; Rhabditida; Rhabditidae.
AUGCGUCGUGAGCGCCGAUUAGAAGAUUUGACGAGCGGAUCCGUUGAGAUCAGUAUCGACGACUCGUUUACAAUGGGUGAUCAAAUUCGAAGCCGUGGCCGGAAGAAACGUUUGACGGGCGAAGAUGUGAUGGCGAUGGAACCCGAGAUGGAUUUUCACGAGGCCGGCCCACACUUUCCGAUGCUCUUCCGGGGGAAACUAAGCGAAGAGGAUGACGAGGAGCCACUGAUUGAGAGUGUCGAGGAUCCGAAUUUGGGAUGGUUCGCGCGAACGAAACAGACGCUGAAAGGCGACUUCUCGUCGAUCAUGCUACUGCUCUUCUUGUACUUGUUACAAGGAAUUCCCCUCGGUUUGAUAGCGGCGAUUCCGUUGAUAUUGUCGGAUCGAAAAGUCUCCUAUAGUGAUCAAGCGAUUUUCUCGUUUGCUUAUUGGCCUUUUAGUUUGAAGUUACUUUGGGCUCCAAUUGUUGAUUCGUGCUACUGGCGAAGGGUUGGCCGACGGAAAUCGUGGAUGGUCCCAUGCCAAUAUUUGAUCGGAAUUUUCAUGCUCGUUCUCUCGUUCUCCGUCGAUGAUAUCAUGGGAAAUAAGGAAAACCCACCACAAGUGAUCUUUUUGAUGUUGACGUUUUUGCCGUUGAACUUCUUGGCUGCCACACAGGAUAUCGCCGUUGAUGGAUGGGCGUUGACUAUGUUGAGCAGGAAAAAUGUCGGCUACGCUUCAACGUGUAAUGCUGUCGGUCAAACUGCCGGAUUUUUCAUUGGCAACGUCGUUUUCCUUGGACUCGAGUCAAAGCAAUUUGCGAACAUGUUCCGAACCGUUCCACAGGAGUACGGGUUCAUCGAUCUUUCAGGUAACAAUUGUUUGAACAAAUACUUAAACGAUGAUGAAAAA